CCCAGUCAUCUACCUCACCUUUGGACCCUCCAUCGUGACCAUCCGGCAAGGCAUUAGUGGCAUCGUAAUCCCCAUUACUAUAGAUGCUCUCAACAAUGGGGGCAUUGUAGUGCUUCAAAAUAUCGAGCAUAUGCAAGUUGUCGCUCAUGCCAGCUCUUGUACGUGACCUGUAUCGUGUUUGCCGGUGGUUAUGCUCACGUUGACUCCUUGAACAUCGCUCAGCCCACCUCACAUCUAUGAAUCACCUCGACCUUUCCCGAUUUCCUGCCCUCAGAUCCCUUACUUUCUACGUCGUCUUCGACACCCUCGACAGCACAUGCGUCGUUCGCGCCUGGACCGGCAUUCUCGCCGCCGUCCGUACCAUCCCCAGGAUCUCCCACCUCGAGCAUUUCACGCUCUGCAGCCCCGCCUCACAGGCCAUCAUGCGCUCAGGCUCAGCCCUCUUCCACGCACUCGAGCAGCCGCUGUAUAGUCUCGAUAGGUGCCUUGCCGCGCUCGUCGACCGCGCGCCGCUGCGUGUCGUCACGCUGGUGCCGCCGCAGGGCGAGGAAUUUAUCUCAAGCGACUGGAUACGUGCGAGGAGCUUCUUCAGUGCGCUCUGGGACUACGACAUGCUUGCGUUCUGAGCUCGUGUUAUUGGAGACUGCAGUGCUCUGCCACUUCGUUUUUUUUGUGUCUGCAUUAUAUUUCUUGAGUGUAGAGAUUAGGUUCUAGCUGUUCGGCUUACCGGUUACCUCUUGUUAGCCUCACAGGCAGCAUACUGCAGUACCUGUUUGUGAAUUCAACUUCACAGGCGUUGCCUAUCUGGGAGUAUAUCUACAUACAUGUCAGGUCCCUACUUCGCAUGCUUCCGCACCAAAAUAUUAGUAUUCCUGCCCCAGUCGUUUGUUACGCCUUCGGCAGCGCAUCCGUAUGGAAGCGCGCCCUGAGACACAGUCAGAUAUGCACAGAAGCUCCAUCAGAGACAGCGCCCAGCCACACGGCGAGCUAGAGACCCGAUUGGGCAAGCUGCCCGUCAUCAUCUCCGACGACAGAGCAAAAUGCAUACCGUGUGAAUGACGUCCGUGGAGUACGGGCCUUCGGGCUUACAGUUUUCCGAAUGUGAUUGCUUUGACAUCCAUGCAGUUGGACGUUUGGGCGGCAUGACUGCCGCUGUGCUGCGGAUGGUCCGGCGGCGAGCAGCACGCAUGCCUUUCCCGGUGUUCCGAGUGCGAGGCUGCUGGGUUCUGAACAUCUCCUGCUGCUCACAUUUUUAGAGACAACAUGCAGCAAAGACAGCUCGAGGCCACGGAGUCGGAUGCGCUGGUCUGCCGCGGUGAUGCGGGUCCGUCGGUAGCUUCAUUGACGCGAGCUGAGGCAGACGAACUUGGCAAGCGUUUGAUUCAAUUGUGAGCUGCAGGCUGAUAACAUAGUUAGUGUCAGUAAUAUCAGGACUUGUAAAGCAAC
This is a messenger RNA of Phanerochaete carnosa HHB-10118-sp, 1446 nucleotides long. RefSeq lists its product as uncharacterized. The transcript has a single exon. The coding region runs from base 237 to 626 and encodes 129 amino acids. The record is from RefSeq and is a predicted model, not a curated record. Lineage: Eukaryota; Fungi; Basidiomycota; Agaricomycetes; Polyporales; Phanerochaetaceae.